AUGAAACCCUGGCUGCAGUUGAUGUUCUUCCUUUGUGUUUUCCUGAUCUGGCACACAGAAGCAGAGUUCUUUACCUCCAUAGGUCAAAUGACAGACCUGAUUUAUGCAGAGAAGGACUUGGUACAGUCUUUACAGGAAUACAUCCGAGCAGAAGAGAAGAAGCUCUCUCAGAUUAAACGCUGGGCUGAAAAAAUGGAUGUACUGACCAGCAAAUCAGCUUCUGAUCCAGAAGGGUAUCUGGCACACCCUGUAAAUGCAUAUAAGCUUGUGAAACGUUUGAAUACUGACUGGCUUGAAUUGGAAAACCUGGUUCUUCAGGAUACAGCAAAUGGCUUUAUUGCAAAUCUUACAAUCCAGCGUCAGUUUUUUCCAACUGAAGAAGAUGAGACUGGAGCAGCAAAGGCUCUGAUGCGCCUGCAGGACACCUAUAAACUGGAUCCUGAGACCCUCUCUCGAGGACACUUGCCAGGAACAAAAUACAGAUCCUUCCUGACAGUUGAUGACUGCUUUGGCAUGGGGAAGACAGCCUACAAUGAUGGGGACUAUUAUCACACUGUGCUCUGGAUGGAGCAGGCCUUGAAACAGCAUGAUGAGGGGGAGGAUACAACAGUCAGCAAAGUAAAGAUCCUGGAUUAUCUCAGCUAUGCUGUUUUCCAGUUUGGGGAUUUGCACAGAGCUGUGGAGCUCACCAGACGUCUGCUAUCCCUUGACAGCACUUAUGAGAGAGCAGGCAGUAAUCUGCGGUACUUUGAGAAGCUGCUGGAGAAGGAGAGAGAGGAGGAGGAGGAGAAAGAAAGCUCAGUAAACAAGACUGUGACAACCACAGAAGCCAUGGUGCAAAGUGGAGCCUAUGAGAGGCCUCUUGACUACUUGCCAGAGCGUGAUAUCUAUGAGGCCCUUUGCAGAGGUGAAGGGGUGAAAAUGACACCUCGAAGACAAAAAAGGCUGUUUUGUAGGUACCAUAAUGGAAACAGAAACCCUCAUCUGCUCAUAGCUCCCUUUAAAGAAGAAGAUGAAUGGGACAGUCCUCAUAUUGUGCGAUACUAUGAUGUCAUGUCUGAUGAAGAAAUAGAGAAAAUUAAACAACUAGCUAAGCCAAGACUGGCACGAGCCACAGUACGUGAUCCCAAAACUGGUGUCCUUACAGUGGCUAGCUACAGGGUAUCCAAGAGCUCGUGGUUGGAAGAAAAUGAUGAUCCUGUUGUGGCCAAGGUGAAUCAGCGCAUGCAGCAGAUCACAGGGUUAACAGUGAAAACAGCUGAGCUUUUGCAGGUUGCCAACUACGGAAUGGGAGGGCAGUACGAGCCACACUUUGAUUUUUCUAGGAAAGAUGAGCCAGAUGCUUUCAAGCGUUUAGGGACUGGAAAUCGUGUGGCCACUUUUUUAAACUAUAUGAGUGAUGUAGAAGCUGGAGGAGCUACAGUUUUCCCAGAUUUUGGGGCAGCAAUAUGGCCCAAGAAGGGAACAGCAGUGUUUUGGUACAAUCUCUUCAAAAGUGGUGAGGGGGAUUAUAGAACAAGACAUGCAGCUUGUCCAGUACUAGUAGGGUGUAAAUGGGUUUCAAACAAAUGGUUUCAUGAAAGAGGAAAUGAAUUCUUAAGACCUUGUGGGAGAACAGAGGUUGACUGA
Messenger RNA from Cinclus cinclus, 1629 nucleotides. It is a transcript of the gene P4HA2, whose product is annotated as prolyl 4-hydroxylase subunit alpha 2. Bases 1 to 1629 code for a protein of 542 amino acids. NCBI's taxonomy places the organism in Eukaryota, Metazoa, Chordata, Aves, Passeriformes, Cinclidae. The transcript is spliced from 14 exons. Gene Ontology annotation, molecular function: iron ion binding; L-ascorbic acid binding; protein binding. Gene Ontology annotation, cellular component: endoplasmic reticulum. Gene Ontology annotation, biological process: peptidyl-proline hydroxylation to 4-hydroxy-L-proline. The record is from RefSeq and is a predicted model, not a curated record.